AUGCACGCCUCGGCCGGCAGCGGCCGUGCACGCCUGAGGUGCCACAGCAGCAGCGGCGGCAGCGGCGGCGGCGCCAGCAGCGAAGGGCCUGUCGGGGUGGUGGUUGUGGAUCAUGGCUCGAAGAAAGCCGAGGCCAACGACGCGCUGCUCGAGUUUGCUGAGCUGUACAAGAAGGUGACGGGGCGGCAGGUGGUGGAGGUGGCGCACAUGGAGCUGGCAGAGCCGACGAUCGAGCAGGCGGUGGGGCGGUGCGCUGCCGCGGGGGCGCGCCGCGUCGUCGUCGCCCCCUACUUCCUUUCCCGCGGCCGGCAUGUGCAGCAAGACAUCCCCGCCCUGGCAGCAGCAGCAGCGGCCGCUCACCCAUCGGUGGAGUGUGUGGUGGCGGAGCCAAUCGGCAUCGACAGCCUGAUGGCUCAGCUGAUUGAGAGCCGCGUGCGGGCAGCCGAGGGGGGCGCAGCGCAUGAUCACAGCAGAUGA
Messenger RNA from Chlorella variabilis, 477 nucleotides. RefSeq lists its product as hypothetical. The transcript has 4 exons. NCBI's taxonomy places the organism in Eukaryota, Viridiplantae, Chlorophyta, Trebouxiophyceae, Chlorellales, Chlorellaceae. Gene Ontology annotation, molecular function: lyase activity. The coding region runs from base 1 to 477 and encodes 158 amino acids. The record is from RefSeq and is a predicted model, not a curated record.